This is a messenger RNA of Eimeria necatrix, 546 nucleotides long. RefSeq lists its product as hypothetical. The transcript has 2 exons. Gene Ontology annotation, molecular function: fructose-2,6-bisphosphate 2-phosphatase activity. Bases 1 to 546 code for a protein of 181 amino acids. Gene Ontology annotation, cellular component: cytosol. NCBI's taxonomy places the organism in Eukaryota, Apicomplexa, Conoidasida, Eucoccidiorida, Eimeriidae. Gene Ontology annotation, biological process: negative regulation of programmed cell death; negative regulation of glycolytic process; positive regulation of DNA repair. The record is from RefSeq and is a predicted model, not a curated record.
AUGGCGGAGGCUGCGUGGACUCCGGAGUUGCUUUCCCGGCGUUAUGAGGAGAUAAAAAGCUGCAUUCCGCAGCAGCUGGAGGCGUACGGGCGGUUCCUGCGCGAGGCCGCGCCGGAAGACCUCCGCCGCUGGCAGCAAAUUGCAGAAGAUUUGAAACUUGAAUUGAAUUUAGAAAACGGAAGAAUAAAAUACAAAAAAGAAUUCCAACCGCUGGAGCUUCCCGUGGAAAUUUGCUACAUCCGCCACGGCAAGACGGAGGGCAACACGGAGCCCCGGGUGUUUCAGGGCCAAGUGGACUAUGCAAACAACCAGCUGACGCAGCAGGGGCAGCAGCAAGCAGCAGCAGCAGCAGCAAAACUAGCAGCAAUGGCAGCAGCAAAAGAAUUCCUUCCGGAUUUGCUGCUGUCUUCUCCGCUGCUGCGAGCAGUGCAAACCGCGCAGCCCUUCGUGGACGCAAACCCUAAACCCUUUUUUAGGGUUUUGCCCGAACUCGCGGAAAUGGCGUUCGGCGAAUGGGACAACCAAAAGGCCAGAAACACUUUUUAG